CUCCUCCUCCUCCUCCUCCUCCUCCUCCUCCUCCUCCUCCUCCUCUUUCUCUCCUCUUGAGGGUGAAAACACCAUCGCUCAUUCCGGGCCGUGACAUUUUCCAGCUUGUCGCCGUAUGCUGCUGCGCGGACAGCGAGCGCAGAGAGCCAAAAAGCAGGAGAGAGCAGGGGGGGAGGACGCCGCUAAGAGAAGCACCGAGCAUCAUCCCUCAGCCAUCCGGAGCGGGAGGCGCACCAAGCGGAGGCGAGGCGCUGCAGGAAGCCGCUGCUCCCCUUUCACCUCCCCGGAAUCCCACACCGGACACGGCCCGAACCGGACUGGAUAUUUACGUCUCGGAGCCCGGAGACAGAGAGGAAGGGAGGGGGGAAGGAUCGCUGGAGCACAGCCGAGCAGCGCAUCAUCCUCUCCGGUGUAGGUCUGGCUGUCGAGUCGCAUGGAGAAAAGGUAUGAAGAACUGGUGCACUACUCAGGGUCGGAGGGCAUGCCGGUGGGGGGCUACGGGGACGACGUCAGGGCGCUUCCUCCGCCGCAGUACGGCCCCGCCAUCCCUGACUCCCUUAAACACCACAAGGACCAGAUCUAUGGUCACCCACUCUUUCCACUGCUGGCCUUAGUGUUUGAGAAGUGUGAGCUGGCCACCUGCUCCCCUCGGGACUCCUCCUCCUCCCUCUCAGCCACCUCCCACCUCCCCGGCAUGGCCAACCACAGCGACGUCUGCUCCUCUGAGUCUUUCAACGACGACAUCGCCGCCUUCGCCAAGCAGAUUCGCUCUGAGAAGCCCAUUUUUUCUUCCAAUCCUGAGCUGGACAACUUGAUGAUCCAGGCCAUACAGGUUCUUCGCUUUCAUUUGCUGGAGCUAGAGAAGGUGCACGACCUCUGUGAUAACUUCUGCCAUCGCUACAUCACCUGCCUGAAGGGAAAGAUGCCCACUGACCUGGUGCUGGAUGAGCGGGAGGGCGGCUCCAAGUCGGACAUGGAGGACUUUGGCGGCUCCUGCACCAGUCUGUCCGAACAGAAUGCAUCGUGGUUACGGGAGCCAGAUGAAUGUGCCACUACGCCUCUAGGAACACCAGGCACCUGUGGGCUGCCCUCACACAGCACAGGGGACAACUGCAGCGACGCAGGAGACGGUCUCGAUGGGGGAGUGGCUUCCCCCAGCACGGGGGAGGAGGACGAGAGCGACCGGGACAGGAGGAACAACAAGAAGAGGGGCAUCUUCCCCAAAGUGGCCACAAACAUCAUGAGAGCGUGGCUCUUCCAGCACCUGUCGCACCCGUACCCGUCGGAGGAGCAGAAGAAGCAGCUGUCGCAGGAUACGGGGCUGACCAUCUUACAGGUCAACAACUGGUUCAUCAACGCCCGGAGGAGAAUAGUUCAGCCGAUGAUUGACCAGUCAAACCGCUCAGGUCAGGGUGGUCCCUACAGUCCAGAGGGAGCUGCACUGGGAGGCUACGGCCUCGACGGACAGGCCCACCUGGGGCUUCGAACGGCAGGUCUACCAGGAAUGUCCUCUCUUCAGGGCGAGUACCCUGCCGCUCUGCUGUCCCAGUCGGGCUACCCCCCCCACCCAGGAACGUCCCUCCACUCGUACCCUGGCCCACACCCCCACCCCGCCAUGCUGCUCCACCCGCCGCCGCAUGCACACCCCGCGGAGCCGCUCAUCGCCCAAGGACUGGACAUACACGCACACUAGCUGUCUGGGGGAGCAGAGAGUGGGUGUGUGUGUGUGUGUGUGUGGGUGUAAAAGAGUUACUGUAUGAAUGUGAGUGUGUGGAGUGUGUGUGUGUAAUGGCUGAUCCAGUACCCUAUUUAAAGACAAACUGCUCCAAAAGUUUACAUUCCUCACUGAGAGACACUGACCUUAAUGUAGCUGAUCGACUGACAAAAACACACACACACACACACCCCCGCAAGUAAACAUUUCACCGACACACUCCUGAGUCUGGACCCACAGGUUUAAGCCAUACCUCUCUGAGUAGAAGUGCUUCCUCCUCUUCAAAUGUCUCCACUGUGUCCUGUGGGUGAGACACAUGCUUUAAACUACACUUCCCAUCAUGCCUCCUGAACCACAGGACGACCGGCUCAGAAACACAACCACCUGGAUGUUACUGGAGGGAACUCGAUCCUGCGAGCCAAACCUUCCUCACAGCCGCCCCGUCUUCCUGCACACCCCGACCGUCAGAAACACACACACAUACACACACACUUUAUUUAAAGCUUUCUUUUUAGUUUUUUUUAUAUUUUUAUAUUUAUGUGUGCCACUCCAGGCAGAUGCAGCUUCAUGUGAGCUUGUUGAAAUGUUAGUGCUCUUCCUCAGCAUGAAGCUAAACACUCUGAAUGACUUCCAGUCUGCCUCGCUCUCGCACCACUGACCUCCUUAAGGCGCCAGCAGCCGUCCGUUAGAAGCUUUCCUCCAACUCACUGAUAGACGAAGCAACAGACACGACACAGAAAGCCAUUCUAACACACACACACACACACCCGCCUACAUACACACACACAGAUACAGAAGGACUUCUGCAAGCAUUUCCAGUCCACCGUCAACUGUCACAGCUGUGUGAGAGGGAAGCUGCAGCCAAAGGACUCUUCAGACAUUCGGCUCCUUCUCUGCUUUUGCUUGGACCGCUGAAGAAUUUCUGAGUGAUGAUGGUGAAAAAGAAAACUUAAAGUAUUAAAAUGUUUUUUGUAAGCCUU
Molecule: messenger RNA, 2694 nt
Organism: Xiphophorus hellerii (green swordtail)
Lineage: Eukaryota; Metazoa; Chordata; Actinopteri; Cyprinodontiformes; Poeciliidae
Gene: meis3
Product: myeloid ecotropic viral integration site 3
Exons: 13
Coding region: 434-1693 (419 amino acids)
Biological process (GO): regulation of DNA-templated transcription
Molecular function (GO): DNA binding
Source: RefSeq, a predicted model, not a curated record